AUGACGUUGUUUGUCACUUGGGAAGAUUUCGCUAAUGCCGCCGAGAAGCUGUACGUUGAAGACCCGAUGAAGUUUAGACUAGUAACUAAGUAUCGACACAAAGAUCAGAAGCUCGUGGUUAAAGCCUCAAACAAUCACACAACCCUUAAGUAUGUUGCCGAACUUGCUCAGGAUGUCAAGAAAUAUGAUCGAUUUGCCUCUCUUUUGAUGAGACAUAUGGUUUCGAAAUAG
Messenger RNA from Mesocestoides corti, 231 nucleotides. The record is from the annotation of a GenBank genome assembly. NCBI's taxonomy places the organism in Eukaryota, Metazoa, Platyhelminthes, Cestoda, Cyclophyllidea, Mesocestoididae.